GUCCAGCCCCCCCUUUUCCCCCCGACGCCCUCGUCUCGACGUCUCUCUCUUGCUCUUGUGUGUGCUUGUCCUUCAUCGCACGCCGCAAACAUGGCCCCUAAGAAGAAAGAAGCGCCCCCUGCAUCCAAGCCCGCCAAGAGCGGCGGUGGUGGCAAACAGAAGAAGAAGAAGUGGAGCAAGGGGAAGCAAAAGGAGAAGGUCAACAACAUGGUCUUAUUCGACCAAGCAACCUACGACAAGUUGCUGUCGGAGGUGCCCAAGUUCAAGCUGGUCACUCCCUCCGUGCUCUCUGACCGACUUCGUAUCACUGGAUCUUUGGCAAGGAAAGCUAUCAAGGAGUUGAUGGCUAAGGGCACUAUCAGGCUUGUUGCUGCCCAUGCCAACCAGCAAAUUUACACUAGGGCUACCAACACCUAGGUUUCUGUUACGGGUUUUGCUUGAAAUGUCGUGUGGAGAACGUCACUCCGACUUGCAAGCUUGGGGUUUCGACUGCCUUAUAAUGUUGUAUCCGAAUUUAAUAUUAUGCCCCAGGGUUUUGCGGUCUCGUCAUGGUGACUCCUGCCAUUCGAUCUGUACUUUCGAGUUCAUUAUUUGCACUCAAGGAUACUAGCUUGUGCACAACCUGUUCUUGGAAUGAGAGAUGCAUAAAUGAUGUGUCAAGAAUGACAUCAAA
Physcomitrium patens is the source of this 673-nucleotide messenger RNA. RefSeq names its product small ribosomal subunit protein eS25. The record is from RefSeq and is a predicted model, not a curated record. NCBI's taxonomy places the organism in Eukaryota, Viridiplantae, Streptophyta, Bryopsida, Funariales, Funariaceae.